AUGGACUGGCUCCUGUCCGGAGAUCAGUGCGCAUCUGGUGCUGCGCUCCCAGCCCCGCCGGUAAAGCGGGGCCACUCGUCGGCGUUAAGCCCUAUUAGGACCGUCUACCGUGCAACUGGUGCCCCGACCGGCCUCCCUCCACCCUUUCGCCCUCUCUCUCUCUCUCUGUUCGUUUUCAAAUACCUGGCGUGCGACAACCGGCCUUCACCGGUCUCGUCGUGCAGAGGUUUCCCGUCGAGCCCCGAGGCAAAACAAUCGAUACGUCACGACGGAUCAAACAGCUACCGACUCAUGCAGCUCGGGUGCCUGGAGUCCGUGGCCAACUCCUCGGUCGCUUACUCCUCUUCCUCCCCGCUCACCUACCCAGCACCAGCGGGGACGGAGUUCGCCUCGCCCUAUUUCUCGGCCAACCACCAGUACACGCCCCUCCACCACCAGUCCUUCCACUACGAGUUCCAGCACUCCCACCCGGCCGUGGCCCCGGAGGCCUACGGACUGAACUCGCUGCACUCGGGCCAGUACUACCAGCAGAUCCACCACGGGGAGCCCGCCGACUUCAUCAACCUGCAUAACGCUCGCUCGGCCCUCAAGUCCUCGUGCCUGGACGAGCAGCAGCGGCGCGAGCUGGGCUGCCUCGACGCAUACAGGCGCCAUGACCUGUCGCUGAUGACGUCACACGGCUCCCAAGCCUACGGCGUCGGUAUGCACCACCCGGACCAGAGGCUGCUACCUGGAGCCGGCCUGGGUCUUCCUCAAGCGGCGUCAGACGACCUGCAGGGCUCCGUGGAAGCGCAGUGUGGGCUCGUGCUGAACGGCCAAGGGGGCGUCAUCCGGAGAGGUGGGACAUGCGUGGUGAACCCUACAGAUCUGUUCUGCUCGGUACCGGGCCGCCUGUCGCUGCUCAGCUCCACCUCCAAAUACAAAGUGACCAUCGCAGAGGUGAAAAGAAGACUGUCCCCACCAGAGUGCCUCAACGCCUCCUUACUGGGUGGUAUACUGCGCAGAGCAAAGUCGAAGAAUGGAGGCCGGUGUCUUCGGGAGAAAUUGGACCGUCUGGGCCUCAACCUGCCGGCAGGACGGAGAAAAGCUGCCAACGUAACUCUGCUCACAUCCCUGGUGGAAGGUGAGGCGCUCCACCUGGCGCGGGACUUUGGCUACACCUGCGAGACAGAGUUCCCCAGCAAGGCAGUGGGGGAACAUUUGGCAAGGCAGCACAGCGAGCCGAAAGAAACCAGCGCACGCAAGAAAAUGGUUCUGGCAACAAAGCAAAUCUGUAAGGAGUUCCAGGACUUAUUGAGCCAAGACCGCUCUCCUCUGGGCUCCUCCAGACCCACCCCCAUCCUGGACCUGGACAUCCAGAGACACCUCACACACUUCAGUCUGAUCACUCACGGGUUCGGCACGCCGGCAGUCUGCGCGGCUCUCAGCACCUUCCAGACAGUCCUGAGCGAGAUGCUCAACUACCUAGACAAAAACUCGAGCGGCAAGACGAGUGGACCGAACGACCAACAGAUCAACAACAACUCGGAAAAGACGCAGCUCCGGAAAACAUCCGAGCCGCAGAACAAAGACGGCAAAACAGAAAAGACUGAGUAGCCCCCCCACAGCCGGUCCCUGUGCCUUGGAGCGCUGCAUUUAGGAGUGUGUGUGUGUCUGUUCAUGGGUGUGUCUCUCAGAAAAGGAUUUGUUGUCUCCUUUUGAACAAUUCAUAUUUAUUGUUAAUUUAUUUAUCUUAUUUUCUAAAGUAGCUCCAACCUGAAGUGUCCCAAACAAGACACCCAGAUGUAUGUGUGAAAUCGUGUUUAGCUGAGUGUCUGUUCAUAUGUGUGUGUGUGUGUGUGUAUGUGUGUGUGUGUGUGUGUGUGUUUGUUUGUGAGUAUGUGUGAGUCAUGACAAAACAGGAGCCUUGCCAUGGAGAUGGCUGUUACUCAUCUAAGACUUUUAUUACUUUAUUUAUUAACACCCAAAAACAGGAAGUAGACAAGCUGACAUCACAGUUUUUACAGGACAGAGGAGGUUCACUGUCAACAUAUUUUACACAUCACACAGGCACACACACACACACACACACACACACACACACACACACACACACACACACACACACACACACACGGCCAUUUUUUAAUUAAACUUUGUAGAGACUUCCCAGCCACUAACAAUCAUAUUUGUUGAUUUGCUGAAAUUUUCAGUCGACUGGACCAAAAUGUUUCACUUUUCACCCUAUAUGUCCUUGGUUGUUAAUCAAUCAAUCAUGCUCCUGUGUAGUGGACAUAGUUCUAAUAAUAGCAACAAAUUACUGAUAAUACGAAUUAAAGAAGAAUAAGAAAAUAAGAGAGUAAAAGAAAAAGUGAAGAAAAUAACUAAAUAAACACUUUCACCAUUUUUAAAGAUACAACUGAGAAAAAAACAACUUUUGACCUGCUAUGACACGUUUUUUAAAAUAUUGAUAAAAUCUCUCAUCAUUUAGAUGUUUAGUCUAAAAAUUUCAGUCUUGUGAAAAUUACUCACACAAACCCAGAGCUCAAAAUACUCUUCAUAUUGUUUAAGACAAACCAACAUGUCAUAGACUUAACUUAGAAAAUGACAAUUAGUAUAAAAUCUUUGAAGAAGCUGCAAUAAGACAUUUUCCCCUCCAAAUUUCACUAAAUUGACUACCAAAAUAACUUUCUUGUAAUCUACUACCACAUAAACAUGUAUAAAACACUUUCUGAAAAAGCAGGAUCAUCUUAUAUUUGGGAUUCAGUGAUUAAAUGUCAAUAUUUGUAACAAAACAUGACACCACUUAUCUGUAAAGCGAGUGCACCCCUCAUGAAUUAGCCAGCUGCCACUUACAACUACAGUGCCAGUAGGAUGAAAGAUGGAGAGACACAGUGAUUGUCCAGAGUAGAGUUGCUCAAAAGUAGGACAGGUUAACCGAAAACUGAGGCGGAGUUAUGAUGCUGAUGUUAAGAUAAUGGUUUUCAAUGCAACAGAGAAACUAAACUGUCAAACAGCCAAGAGAUAUUGCUGACACAAAGUGGAAUGUCUGAAGGUGGCAAGCCCAAAAAGCUUGAGAGUAUGUUACUGAGAGAAGGAUGGAAGGUAUGCCCAUUAGCAGACUUUUCAUCCCACCAAUAGACUGCAGGUUACUUUAAUUUUUAUGGUAUUAAAAUUCUAAUACCAUAAGUGCUUGAUUUACACACCUGAUCACAUUUUAUUCAAUUUUAAUCUGACAAUUUCAUUUUAAAAGAUAUUGUAUGUUUUAUCAUUAUUUCCAAUUAAAAUGGCUUUAUUUAUAAUAAGAUUUUGUCUUUUUCUAUGAAUUAGUCUUGAAAAGAGGGGUCGUCUUAUAAUCAGAGUUGUCCGAUGUUCAGGCUGAUACAGUAUUUGAUUAACAGAUGAAUGAAUCAUUGCCGCUCUUAAACAUACACAGCACACUUAACGCCCCCUCCUCUGUACCUGUGAGAGCCUCUGAAUCCCAACAAUGCUGACUUUAUUUUUGUUUGUAUGCCGUACAAUCAGUGCCAUAACAACCAGUGUGUUAACCAUGAGACUGCCUCUGGAUGUGACACCACUGCCUGGGGUUAUAGGCUAUAUACUGUGGUGUGUGUGUGUGUGUGUGUGUGUGUGUG
This is a messenger RNA of Notolabrus celidotus (New Zealand spotty), 3614 nucleotides long. It is a transcript of the gene tfap2d, whose product is annotated as transcription factor AP-2 delta (activating enhancer binding protein 2 delta). Gene Ontology annotation, cellular component: nucleus. The transcript has 9 exons. Gene Ontology annotation, biological process: anatomical structure development; regulation of transcription by RNA polymerase II; regulation of cell population proliferation. The record is from RefSeq and is a predicted model, not a curated record. Gene Ontology annotation, molecular function: DNA-binding transcription factor activity, RNA polymerase II-specific; RNA polymerase II transcription regulatory region sequence-specific DNA binding. Bases 1 to 1596 code for a protein of 531 amino acids. NCBI's taxonomy places the organism in Eukaryota, Metazoa, Chordata, Actinopteri, Labriformes, Labridae.